AUGCCCAAGCAGGGGAUUUUAUAUAAUCAUUUGAUGGAUUCACGAACAAUUUGUUUGAACAGUUACUUAGCAGAAUUAGCCGUUCCAAAAUAUCAUCCUACAAAAGCUGGUAUUCGCCGACAAGAUCUUUCAGCGGUAUUUACUUCCAUGUACAGCGCAAGUCAAAUAGGAGUAAAUGUUACCCUCGACUAUUUAAUAUACAGCACCGAAUCGCUAUACCAACAUUUCGGAAGGUACGAUGAACUUGCAGAUUUGUUCGUUAAUGUGGCGUCACAUAUAUCGAGAGAGGAUGAAUACAACGAAUUGAAAUUCUUCGUCGACCGUCAUACAGACAUGUAUCCUGCAACAUUUAAAGCGAGCUUACAUUCUGCUGUCACUAUUGCGGAAACUAACUUAAAGUGGUUCAAAAAUAACGCUUGCAAAAUUUGGAAAUGGAUAAUUAAUCACAAAAAUAAGAUAGUUCUACAAGGUUAAAAUCACUAAAUAUCGUUCAUACAACCCUCAUUCUUUUAAUAUUGCAUCUUUUAAGCUUUUUAUACUGAAAAACUAAAUCAAACAGAAAUCGAUAAUUCGACGACAAUUAUUCUUUAGAUUUUUAUUGUAUUGUAUUAUUUAUUGUAUUGCAAAAUGACAGAAGAUUUAUUCUUGACAGAUCUGUACUUUUUUAUUUAAUAAUUUAUUCUUUUUUAAGC
This is a messenger RNA of Wasmannia auropunctata (little fire ant), 692 nucleotides long. RefSeq names its product aminopeptidase N-like. The transcript has 3 exons. The record is from RefSeq and is a predicted model, not a curated record. Bases 1 to 474 code for a protein of 157 amino acids. Lineage: Eukaryota; Metazoa; Arthropoda; Insecta; Hymenoptera; Formicidae.